This is a messenger RNA of Aspergillus campestris IBT 28561, 1320 nucleotides long. RefSeq names its product DMT family transporter. NCBI's taxonomy places the organism in Eukaryota, Fungi, Ascomycota, Eurotiomycetes, Eurotiales, Aspergillaceae. The transcript has 3 exons. Gene Ontology annotation, cellular component: endoplasmic reticulum membrane. The record is from RefSeq and is a predicted model, not a curated record. Gene Ontology annotation, biological process: intracellular calcium ion homeostasis. Gene Ontology annotation, molecular function: enzyme regulator activity. Bases 1 to 1320 code for a protein of 439 amino acids.
AUGAAUCGGCCACCUAUGCGACAGUCGACGGAAGUCGCUCACCCCAAUCAGCCGCUGCUGAAGCAAGAACAAUCGCGACUGUCCACCUCCAGUCAUCGCGAUGGUGGUGCAGAAGGCAGGCCCAUGCUGCACCAUACCCGGCGGCCCACCAUCCGCAGUAGGAGCCCGGAGCAUACGGCGGAUCGGGCCACCCGUCGCAAAUAUAUCAUCGCAUCUGGUUUUCUGGUCUUGAGUUUGGUCAGUUUUGUCGUUCAGACUGAGACCGCCGUCUAUAUACAGCACGAUUUGGGCUGGGACAAGCCGUAUUGCAUGCUCUACCUCACGCACGGAUCAUGGUCUCUCCUCUGGCCCUUCCAGCUCUUGAUCUUGCGGUUACAGAAUCGGAAAAUGACAUGGGAUGCAUUCUGGCGGCGCCACGUCUUCCUGUUGCGCACAACGGGGCAGAUGGUGGAGGCCCAGGAUAUUCAUCCCACUUCGCGCCAUUCCCCGAUUCCCUACCUGCUCAAGAUGACGGUGUUUGUCACCAGCGCUCUCACCGUCGCCGGUGGGUCGUGGUAUGUGGCCGUGAACAUGACCACCGCCAGCGAUCUGACAGCCAUCUACAACUGCUCCGCCUUCUUCGCCUACGCGUUCUCCAUCCCCUUACUCAAGGACAAGCUUCGCGCCGACAAGGUGUUUGCAGUGGGAGUGGCCAUUGUCGGCGUGCUCGUCGUCGCCUACGGAGGUCACACUGAGAGCAAGAAGACGCCCGACGGCACGGUGGGUACGCCCCAUGACGAGGCGCGAAAUAGGUUGCUUGGAAAUAUCAUCAUCGGAAUCGGCAGCGUGCUGUAUGGUCUAUACGAGGUCCUGUAUAAGCGAUACGCCUGCCCCCCGGAGGGCAUCAGCCCCGGCCGGAGCAUGAUCUUCGCCAACACCUUUGGCAGCCUCAUCGGCUGCUUCACGCUCUCCGUCUUGUGGAUCCCGCUGCCCAUCCUGCACGUCCUGGGUCUGGAGACCUUCCGCUGGCCCACGGGCGAAGCCGCCUGGUUGCUCGUCAUUUCCGUCAUCGCCAACGCCACAUUCUCCGGCGCCUUCCUUGUCCUCAUCUCCCUCACCUCCCCCGUCCUCUCCUCCGUCGCCGCCCUCCUCACCAUCUUCCUCGUCGCCAUCGUCGACUGGAUGCGCACCGGCCAGCCCCUCUCCAUGGGCUCCAUCAUCGGCGGCGUCCUCAUCAUAGUGGCCUUCUUCCUCCUCAGCUGGAGCACCUACCGCGAGAUGAACGAGGAGCGAUUAAAGAAGUUGGAACACGAGCAAGUCGAGUCGGGGAGUGAUGAUUGA